Molecule: messenger RNA, 5607 nt
Organism: Syngnathoides biaculeatus (alligator pipefish)
Lineage: Eukaryota; Metazoa; Chordata; Actinopteri; Syngnathiformes; Syngnathidae
Gene: cdin1
Product: CDAN1 interacting nuclease 1
Exons: 14
Coding region: 140-1132 (330 amino acids)
Biological process (GO): erythrocyte differentiation
Cellular component (GO): cytoplasm; nucleus
Source: RefSeq, a predicted model, not a curated record
GCCAAUCAUACGCCACUAUACUCACCUCAAGGCGGUUUAGACCAAUCGGCACACAGCUGACUGUUGUGUCACCGCUUUGACUUCCUAGCGGGAAGCGGAAGUGCUAUCUCGAACGGUCCCGAUUCAAUGAUUUGUGGAGAUGAAGCUUUCCCGUGCUGAAUACAAGGAGAUAGUGAGAUGGACCGAGCAACUAAGACCAACACGGCAGUGUAUGAACGUGUUAAAGAAAAGAUUUCCCAAUCACUCGCAGUCCACUCUUCUGAGCAUCUUCUCCCUGGAGUACCAGAAACGAACCAAAAGGACAAUUUCGAGGCACCAUGCACCUGAUGUCAUUGAAAGCUACUACCAAAGGUAUCUGAGCGAGGCCGUGACACGUCCCUCUGCUCCUGUCUUGCUGGAGUUGGCCAAUGAGGUGGAUUUGUCUCCUGCGCUCAUGGCUCGCCUCAUCCUAGACAGGUUCCUUCAGAACCUGGAGGGGGAAACACCUUCAAAAUUAGUCCUCAACAGUAUGCUGAAGGAACCAUCAUUAAUACCAGACCAAACCUUGGCCAAGAACGUGUACCAAUGCACAGUAAACGACUGCUGUUAUGGACCACUGGUAGACUGCAUCAAACAUGCGAUUGGCCAAGAGCAUGAAGUGCUGCUGUGUGACAAACUCAAGGAGAAGAAUUUGUCCUUUCUAGAUGAAAACCAACUGAGAGCUAAAGGGUAUGACAAAACCCCUGACAUCAUCCUGGAAGUUCCUGUUGCUGUGGAGGGACACAUCGUCCACUGGAUUGAGAGCAAAGCGUCGUUUGGAGAUGACCACAGUCACCGCACAUAUCUCAACGAACAGUUUUGGAGCUACUGGAACAGGUCACGUAGCUCUUCAUAUGAUCGCUGCUCACGAAGUGACCCUCAGCCGCAAAAAGAGACGCCAAAUUAUCACCAAAAAUGGGAACUGGUUCUGAAGAUUAUUUUAAAGGGCAGAUGUUGGCUGACCUUCAGCAUGCCAGAUUUCCCGAAAUUGCCCAACAACGAUGUGAUUGAGGCGUUUGAACACCAGUGCAGCUGUGUGAGUAAACAUAGACUGAAAGGGAAGACGUGGGGCUGUUUUUUUACGACCCCAAAUUCUUUUAUAAGCAGAUACUAAUGGCAGAAACAUGAGUGGUGCCCUGUAAAAACUGAAAAUGAUGAUCGCAAUGUUGACUGAAGCCUUCAGACCCAAAUAGACGUUGCCUUUAGGGUGGUUGUUAUCCUCAGACGUUUUCUGAAAUUACGCGACUGUUUGUCAAUGCUGCCUUACAAUUGGCACUUUUUUUCAAUUGCCAACUCACUGCUGCAUGCUAACAUUGACAAUCUAAUUUCUUGUUUUGAGGAGAGAAUUGGUGGUUCAUACCCUUUAAGAAUUUAUUUUUCCCCCCAAUAGGAUUGUAACGAAUGUCCAUUUUCCACGGAUUUUUCUUUAUUUAGCUAUUCGCAGUGAGUAAUCACACACCUACCGACAUUUCGCCGAUGAACCCCUCAUCAAUUUCAGAUGUUCUAGUUACCUUUUCCUGACUUUGUCUUUUCUAUCAUUAGCCUGAAGCACUGUAAUGAUAGCACUUAAAUUCACUUAAUCUUGACAAAACUGAAGAAAAGCUUUAACACUGUGCUUUGUCAUGUCAUAUCAUUAUCCUAGCCACUUAUCCUCACAAGGGUUGCAGGAAAGCUGGAGUCGCAGGGCAGAUAUCGACACCAUCACUGAGCGGGAAUCGAUCCCACGCUACCCGCACUAAAGGCAGGCAUAUCUACCACUACACCAUUAGUGAGUCCUCACUUUGGUCUGGUUUUGACAUUUUUUUUUUUAAUAUUUCCUCUUUUCAAAAGACAAAAAAUUUAUUUGAGUUGUAUUAGUGGAGAAAGCUUUUGUUUUGUUUGUUUUUUUCUGUUAUAAAAACCUGGCAUCUGAACAAGGGUGUGUAGACUUUGUAUAUCCACUGUUAGCAAAUUUCGCAUACUUGAUAAAAAUUUAAAACACUGUCUUUCGACAUGUUCCGGGUGUGAAAAUGGUUCUGUUCGUGCGUCUUGUACAGUCCCCCCGCCCCCCUUGUCCCUAAUCUAUUUCACUUCCAAAACGGAAGCCAGUUCCAGCGCGGAGAAUAAAAAUAAGCAUUUCUAUAUUUGUUUUGUGCACUCACGCAGCCCGAAGCGACACGGCAUGUGUGCUUGAAGGCUGGCGAGGUGUUGCUUGAUUUGUUACCCUUAAACCUCUAACCCUUAGCCGGCUCCCAUCCAGGCCUUGAUCCCUCCACCAGGAGGCCACCGGGUCACUGUUGGGUCACCAGGCGGCCGUGGCUCAAAACCCCCGCCCCGCCACCUCCUCCUCAACAAAACAACUGUCCCCAUGUGUCCAGUUAAACUCAACCCUAUUGCCGGCCUAUGGAAUGCUUAGGCAUCACUUUAUUGCUCCUGUCGGAGACAAAAACAGGGCCAUUUUACUUGUCGGGGGAAAAUUCUCAGCUGAAUACGAACAGAAAGAAAAAGAGAGAAAAAAACAGCAGAAUCAGUUCCUCUCAAGUUUUUUAGCCUUCCUGCCAUUGUUUUCCAAGAUGGCCGUGGCACAAAAGAGGAGUCAGGGUCAGCUCCUAUAAAUUAGCUUUGUGCACACAAUGCCAGAGAAAUAGCGCCGCUCUAAAGCCGACUUCAAAGUCACGGCAGCCGGACAGAUUCCACCGCAAAUAGAAAAAAAAGUAAUCACAAACUAAUUUUUGUUUAUGACAACAACGGGAAGUUAGACGUUCAAAGGAUUUUCUCUAAAGUAAUGAUAAUUGAGUGGCAUUGUACUCAUUUGUGGGGGCAGGGGGAUUUGAACGCUGGUCCUCAGAAUUCUGAGGCAGACACUCUAACCAUUCGCUCAGGACAUAAAAUAGCUUUUUUUUUUUUCUUGUCCCUCCCUCUUGAUAACCAGUUCCGAAAAAUAUGUAACUAAAUGGUCUUUUUUUUUUUUUUCUUCAACAUAAUGGUGCCAAAAUGCAGAAUUCUGGAAUGACCCUUGUGCUGUAAAGAUUUUUUUUUUUGUGGUAGAUUUCUAAGAUUUUUUUAAAAUAGAUUUUUCUAGAAACAUGUAGUUUGGAGUGUUUCAUGUAUUUUUUUUUAAGCUUGUGGCUAUCCAUCCAUCCAUUUUCUUUGCCACUUAUUUACAUUAUUUCUUAAUGACCAAUUCUGAAAAAUAUGUAAGUUAAUGUUUUUUUUUUUUGUAAAUAUAACGGUGCCAGAAUGCCAAAUUCUGGAAUGACCCUUUCACUGUAAAGUUUUUUGUUUUUUUUAAUUGUAGAUUUCUAAGAUAUUUCUAGAAACACGUAGCUCGGAGUGUUCUAGCUUCUUCUUUUUUUUUAAGCUUGUGGCUAGCCAUCCAUCCAUUUUCUUUGCCGCUUAGUUAUAUUAUUUCUUCAUGACCAAUUCUGAAAAAUAUGUAAGUAAAUGGUCUUUUUUUUUUUAAGCAUAAUGGUGCCAGAAUGCAAAAUUCUGGAACGACCCUUGCACUGUAAGGAUUUGUUUUGUUUUCUUUUAAUUGCAGAUUUCUAAGAUUUUUUAAAAUAGAUUUUUCUAGAAACAUGUAGUUUGGAGUGUUUUAGCUUUUUUUAAGCUUGUUACUAUCCAUCCAUCCAUUUUCUUUGCCGCUUAUUUAUAUUCUUUCUUAAUGAUCAAUUCUGAAAAAUACGUAAGUGAAUGGACUUUUUUUUUUUUUAAACAUAAUGGCACCAGAAUGCAAAAUUCUCGAAUGACCCUUGUGCUGUAAAGUUUUUUUUUUUUUUUUUUUAAAUUGAUUUCUAAGAUUUUUCUAGAAACAUGUAGCUCAGUGUGUUCUAGCAUUUUUUUCUUUUAGCUUGUGGCUAUCCAUCCAUCCAUCCAUUUUCUUUGCCGCUUAUCCUCACUAGGGUCACAGGGAGUGCUGGAGCCUAUCCCAGCUGUCAACGGGCAGGGGGUGGGGUACACCCUGAAUUGGUUGCCAGCCAAUCGCAGGACACAUUGAGGCAAACAGCCACCUGGGGGAAAUUUAAAAUGCUUGUUUUUGGGGUUUGGGAGGAAACCGGAGUGCCCGGAGAAAACCCACGCAGGCACGGGGAGAUCAUGCAAACUCCACACAGGGAACGAACCCGGUUCCUCAGAACUGUGAGGCCAACACUUUACCAGCUGAGGCUUGUGGCUAUUUAGACUUAAUGUAGAUCAACUGCUUAUUAUUUUAUUGCCAAUAAAUUACUGGUUUAUUGUUUCUUGUUUUCCAAGUUUUAACCUUUUCCCUGAAGAAAUAUUUGCAUUUACUUUUGCUUAAUGAAAGUGGUUUCAUAUUUUGGCCACGAAGCGCCAUUUUACCAUGUUUUUACUCUUCACGUCCGCCAUGUUUGUAAAGGAGUUUGCAGGAAGACUAAUGUUUUGUAGAGCGGAACGAGAUUCCAGAAAAUAGUCCAAUUUGAGCAUAAUGUAACGGUUAAUAUUCAGUAGGUUCCCCGGCUCAGAUUCUCGUGAGUGCAGAUGGCUUUGUUCCAGAAGCUCGCAUGUCCAGCUCGGGUUCAUAUUCUGUUGUUUUUUUAAUGCGUCUUCAAGCAAACGUCUGAACGGCCCGUUGAGAUUCAGGCAGACCGAGGCGAAGGUUUCAUUUCUGCCGCAGACACCACACAAGACUUCCUCCACGCUUCUGUUAUUUAUGCGCGGAGGAACGCAGCUCUGUUUUUGCCCCGGGCGGCAUGGAGCUUUUAGUUGGUGAUCCUCUCUUGCCAGGAAGAUAUCACAGGGUGGAAAUAAAUAAAAGUUUUCCUGGAAAAGCCAGAGGAACUGUUUUAAAACAAAAAAACGGGGGAAAAAGGCAGAGCUGGACCAAGGGUGGAAAGUAACACACGCUCUCGAGCAGAUAUGACGAGGGAGCUCGUUUUUAUUUUUAGGAAGCUGCGCCUGCUAAUCAGAUGUUAUUUAAAACAACAAUGGAGCAUGAGAACGUGAACCGAGGGAUUGAGAGGGGCCGCGUUUGACUGACAGGAAGGAGGCACGAUGACAUGUUUGACUGGGAAAUGAACGACAAUGACACGAGGGGAUGCAGGUCACUUUCGGGCUUGUUCGCUUUUCCAAAGGCAGCGCGCCGCGACGUUGUUACUUCGAAAUGCACGACGGAAUCAUAUGAAAAAUACAACAAAAUUGCAUUCAAGAUGAACUACUUUCGAGCGCGCAAUACAAAUAUGAUCGACGUGUUAUGCUAAAAAAAAAAAAAGUUACAAGGCCGUUCAACAGAAUCUGUGCCAUUUGCAUCCCCACGGAGCAUAAAUCCAAAAUAAAAUUAGCUAUAAAAUACAUGAUUUUCUCGUGCAAAAUGUUUGGCACGUUGAUCUGAGUGCAUGUUUCGUACAUACAAUUUCAAAACUUAAUUUAAAUGACUGAACACAAAUAAAGUUGUAAUUAUUGCCAUUGUUUGCUUCCUAAAAUUGCGCUUUGCCAUACAAAUAUUGCAGUUUAUUUUGCAAAUGUGUUACUCACAUUAAAUCAUUUUCCUCGGUUUUCACUGAGUCCUGUUAUUGUAACACUUGGCCCCUCAAAAAAAAAAAUAAUAAUAAUAAUAAAAAUAAAGUAUAAAUAUAUAAUGUAAAAAUUCAAAAA